Molecule: messenger RNA, 192 nt
Organism: Gongylonema pulchrum
Lineage: Eukaryota; Metazoa; Nematoda; Chromadorea; Rhabditida; Gongylonematidae
Source: the annotation of a GenBank genome assembly
AUGACCGCACGGGAAUUUAUUAGCCGUGAUUUUUACAUUCGACUGGCUAAUAGUACUGAUAAUUCGCUGAUGUAUUUUACGGCCGGCGGAUUUGUAAUCCUGCUGAUUUUACAGAACCUUUAUGUGCGCACUUUGGAAGCCGAUACUGAUGCUGAUGGAGAAAAGCCGGAGCGAAAAGCGAGUACUUCAUGA